AUGAAACGCAGUGCUCGCACAGUGAGUUCCUCUUUAACCGAGACUACCAAUAAUCAUUCCCCAAAACGUUCUUGUGUCCAACGAAAUAAACUUUGUGUUGCUAGUAAUUCAACAAGUGCUUGUUCAUCAUCACCAAAUGAUAUGUUAACUAUGGAAGAUCAUAUUCAAUCAUUAAUAUCUAUGGGAUUUAUUGAUAGAGAUUUAAAUCGUAAAGCAUUAAUUAAAGCUAAUAAUGAUAUAAGUGAAGCUGUAACUAUUCUAACUAGUUCAGAUUAUUAUAAUGAUGAUAUUCUUAUACCCACUGAAACAAUGGCAUCAACCAUAAUCGGUCCACUUACUAAAGAACAACUUGAGCAACAACAGCAACAAACAGUACAUGAUUUAAAAUUUUUCAUGUUAAUGUUCUUUGUAUUCAUUUUGGCCUUUGGUGUAUCAUUUUACAGUUUAGUCCAUGGUGUACAAAAAUUUUCCUGGCAUUUACCACGUGAAGUUAUAAAUGUUGCUUAUUGGCAAAUAUUUGGCGAAUUACAAGCUUUAGAUACAUUUGAACAUAAUUAUAAAGCAAAUGGUUAUGCAGCGUUUAUUUUAUUAGUUGCUUAUACGGCGGUUGUUAGUAUACUCUUGGUUAAUCUACUUAUUGCUAUGUUCAGUAAUACUUUCGAUCGUCUUCAAAGUAAUACAGAUUGUAUUUGGAAAUUUCAACGAUAUUCAUUAGUGUGUGAAUAUUUAUCACGUCCAUCAUUUCCACCACCAUUCAUUUUCUUGUCUCAUCUUUGGCGAUUGACAUUAUUUACAUUGGCCAAAUGUCCUCAACUAGAAUUUGUCCAAAAUAAAUAUGCAGAACAUUUGAGUCGAACAAAAUACAAAAUUUCACUUGACGACAAAAGUGUAACAAAAAUUGAAACUGCUGAAGAUGCAUAUGGUGAUGAAGUGUAUUAUAGCUUUUUAAAAAUGGGAAGAAAAUCAUUUGAUGAAACUGAUCUAGAUGAAGAACGAGUUCAAUCACCACAAGAGAAUAUAUUGAAUAGAAUUCGAACACUUGAAAAUCGUAUGCAACUAAUGAGUAAUCAACAAGCUCAUAUGUGCGAUUAUCUUGAACAUUUGAUGGAUGGUUUAAAAGUUAUGGGUGGUGAGCGUAUCAAAGUACCUGAACGACGUCGUUUAGAUCCUGAAGAAUCAUUUGAUGAAGCAAAGAUUAAUACUAAUGAAGCAAAACGAGGUUCUCGACAACGAUCAUUAUUAGAUGAUGAUCGUCCUAGGUCAAACUCUGUUACUGAUGAGCAACAAUCAACAACAACUACUCCUUUUUCUUCCCGCAGAAAUAUGUCAGAAAAUAGUCAAACAUUUACUCAAUCAACAAAUACAAACAAUAAUAAUAGCAACCCAACAUCGGAUACAGUAUCAUCAUCUGUUCCAUUUACACUCAAACGUUGGAAUCUUGUUGGUAUUUGGAGUUGGGAUGUAGCUCAUGAUGUAUGUGCUAUAUGCCGAACGGCUUUAUCUGAAUCUUGCCUACGUUGUCAAGCAGCAAGUAAUCUUCAAGAAUGUAUUAUUGUCUGGGGUACAUGCAAUCAUUCAUUUCAUAAUUGUUGUAUGAGUCAAUGGGUUAAACAACGAGCACAAUGUCCACUUUGUCAAACAGAUUGGGUUAUUAAUCGAAUUGGACAAUAA
Molecule: messenger RNA, 1671 nt
Organism: Rotaria sp. Silwood2
Lineage: Eukaryota; Metazoa; Rotifera; Eurotatoria; Philodinida; Philodinidae
Source: the annotation of a GenBank genome assembly